AUGUUUGAAUGGUGCUCUUCAGAAUGGGCAGAAACUCGCUCAGCCAAGGGGAGCAUGGCAAACCAGUCAGCAAAGAAGGCGGAUCAGAGGACAAAGGACUUCAGGCAAUACCAUGGGUUAGCUAUUGUGGGACUAGCAGUGCUCUAUGCUCUUAUCAAGUUCCUCAUCUUCAGUGCAACAUGGCAGAGGAUGCACACCGUCCUGUUCGCCGUCUCCGUCGUCAUGCAGUAUGCAUGCUACAGCUGGAUCUUCAGCCACCUGGAGUCGGGUGGACGGCUGGAUGACAAGGGAGGGAUCGUCGAGAAGUGCAGGGACGUACUGUACCUCUCCAUGAUCGCCAUGACACUCUCGCUCGUCUCCGACUAUGCCUGGCUCUUGUACUCUAUCUUUCCUCUCUAUCUGGUCUGGAAGGUGCUGACGUGGAUUGGAUCGUCCGUGUUCGGGUCCAAGGAGGAGGAGCCGGUGGAGUACCAGCUCUCCAAGACCCAGCAGAAGAAAAUGAAGAGGGCGGAGAAAUUCGGAAGGGGCUAG
Molecule: messenger RNA, 531 nt
Organism: Guillardia theta CCMP2712
Lineage: Eukaryota; Cryptophyceae; Pyrenomonadales; Geminigeraceae
Exons: 3
Coding region: 1-531 (176 amino acids)
Biological process (GO): vacuolar protein processing
Cellular component (GO): intracellular membrane-bounded organelle
Source: RefSeq, a predicted model, not a curated record